This is a messenger RNA of Podarcis raffonei (Aeolian wall lizard), 3541 nucleotides long. RefSeq lists its product as uncharacterized. Gene Ontology annotation, molecular function: protein binding; protein-membrane adaptor activity. The transcript has 14 exons. The coding region runs from base 1299 to 3050 and encodes 583 amino acids. Gene Ontology annotation, biological process: nucleus-vacuole junction assembly. The record is from RefSeq and is a predicted model, not a curated record. Lineage: Eukaryota; Metazoa; Chordata; Lepidosauria; Squamata; Lacertidae.
GCAAGAGACUCUUAAUCUCAGGGCUGUGAGUUCGAGUCCAAUGUUGGGCAAAAGGUUCCUGCAUUGCAGGGGGUUGGGCUAGAUGAUUCUUGUAGUUCCUUCCAACUCUACAAUUCUAAUAUUCUAUGAUUGGAGGCAGUGGCCAGGAAGUGAGGAUGAAAUUUGGCUUAAUAGAAGUCAGGACAGACUAAGAUAGGAAAAGAGGUGGUAAAGAAACAGCUAAGCUACUUUAAAUGAAUUCAAAUCUCCAGGGCCUGAUGAGCUGCAUCCAAGGCUACUAAAGGAGCUUGUGGGUGUAAUCUCAAAGCCUCUGUCUAUAAUCUUUGAGAAUUCUUGGAGAACAGGUUAGGUUUAGGUCCCUGCAGACUGGAGGCAGGCAAAUGUCCCCCCCCCCCCGGUAACUACAAACUGGUCAACUUGAUGUAGGUAGUAGGAAAAUGAUGCUGUGAUUACUAAGACCCAUUGUUUCCCCAUCAUCCUGGAAAAAAGUAGCAAGUGUGGUGCUGCAGGGUUUUGCCCCUAGGAGUUGGUUCCUGUGGUGUCCUUAUAAGCAACUUGGAUGAAGGAAUUGAGGGGAUGCUCAUCAAAUUUGCAGAUGACACCAGAGUGGGAGGGAUAGCAGACUAAAUAUUAAUGAUUGUGGUUGCAUUUGUGUAUUCUUCUGCGUUUGCUUACGUGAAGUAUUCAAAGCCAUUAUGGCCGGCCGGCCAACCAGACAGUACUAUUGUUUCUGUCUGGUAGAAACUGGAAUUUCUUGUUAGUUUAUUAUUAUUUUUUGUCUUUUCUGAUUGGCAGCUCAGUUGUAGAGGUGGAGCCCAGCAGGUGUGCUGCCCUCACCCAUGAUGUCACUCCACAAUAUGCAAGCAUUCUUUUGUUUGUUAUCCCAGAGGCUGGUGCUGCUAGCCUUCCAAAACAGUUGACCUUAUUCUUGGCAUACAAAACACGAUUUCUCUGCUACAGAACAGAGGUGGAUUCUGAAUGUACUGUUUUUGUUUGACCGCCUAAUUUUUCUCCUUCCUAAGAUAGAGGGAAGGUGAUCACCACCGGCUGCAGCCUAAAGUUUUAAAAGUAUUUCUUAUGCUUCGCAAGAGAGAACAGCGGUUAGAUUUUGCUCAGCCAUGCUGCUUGGACACAGAAAGCAGCAGUAGCUUUCCCUCCCAACUUGUCUAGAUAAUUAUUUUUUGAGUUAUCUAGAUCGCAAUCUGCCAGUACAAGGGAACACAGGAGCAACAGUGGCAGUACAAACUCUCAGUCUGCAUUUCUGUUCUGCAUUUUCUGUUUGGAUCCGAAAGUUAAUCAUGGGUCAGCUGUGUACAAAGUGUGUCCAGUUGCUUUGUGACUUGGCUCUCUCAGUAAAAACACUGUCUUCGGGUCUGGUGCAGGAUAUUCAGGAGUGCUUGGGUCAGAUCCAUGAGUGCCCCUGUCUGAAACGGAAAAACUUUAAAACAAAGCAGCUAUACAAGCCUGCCCUUCAGACCCAGGAAGAGGAGAUUGCUCAGGAGUUUCUGCAGCACAUUGAAAGAGGUUUUGAAAUGUCACCACUUGGCAAGGUCUCCCUAGAGGCUCUGAGGACCUUGGCGUUUUCAGAGAACCCCGGCUUGCAAAAGUCUGCUGCUCUCUAUUACUUGAGCAUAAAUCAUCAAAACUUGAACAUCCAGCUGCCUCGAGAGCAUCUGGAAAUAUACUAUGCUUUGUUGAAGUCUAAUGACUUGGAGGUUCAGCAGAUUUCAUCGUCGUCCCUUGUGAAUUUCUUACUGGAAGGAAAUGUAACCAAGGAUCAUGUCGUCCAAAUGGAUCUAAUUGAGCCAAUUCUGGAACUGCUUGAGUCUGAAGAUGCCACAGUCCAGUGUAAUUCCUGUGCCUGCAUAAUGACACUAGCUGUCACAGAUGUCAGCCAUGAAGCCAUCGCAGCAGCAGGAGGAGUGGUACCCUUACUGGCCCUUUCUAAAUCCUAUGAUCCAAGAGUCCAACAAAAUGCAGUUGGAGCAAUUUUUAACCUCACACAAUCAGAAUGGAUUCAGCAAAUUUUGUUUCGACAAGGUGCUCUUCCAGUCCUCACCCUUUUGUUACAGUCCCCCGAUUCGGAAGUACAGUAUUAUAGCUGUGCAGCUCUGAGCAACAUGGCCACAAACUCGCAGCACCAUAAAGCCAUGCUCCAAACCGGUGAUAGGUUUCUUCUGCGGAUGCUUCUUUUCCUUCUGUCUUCAUCUGUGGACAAGGUAAAGCUGUGGAUUAUGCAGGUUUCCAACCAGGCUUGUGUCUGUCUCAGGAAUUUAGCCGCGAGUGAGAGUGGUCAGACCAGCAUUGUUGCUUUGGAGAUCCCGUCCCACCUGCUCCCUCUCCUGGCAUCUAACAGGAAAGACAUUCAGCACAAUUCCAUCAUUCUUCUCCGGAUUUUAUCCCAGCACCCAGACAACCAGGAUGCACUGAUGUGUGAUGAACUGCUGCAGGCGGUAGGGAACCUGCUGCUCGCCUGGAAAAUGGACCCAGUGAUUGUAGGUCACGCUGCCUGCUUUAUUAAAAAUCUCAGCCUUUCCAGAAGCAUAGAGAGAGUCAUAGAAAGUCCAUGCAUUGAAGGACUUUUUCAAGCUGUCCAGAGUGUAGACUUUCUAGAAGAGGAAUCUCUUCACUGUGUGAUGUCUUGUCUUGUUGACCUGAUGAAACAUGAGGGAGCCACAGUGUGCAUGCUGGAAUUGGUGGAUGACUCAGUGGUAUGCAGUCUGGCAACACUGGCCGGCCAAGUGGAACAAGCAGAGCUUUCGUUCCACGCUGCCCUUGUGAUCAAACACCUCCUACAGCACAAAGAGGUGGUGUCUUUGUUGAAAUCUCAUAUGAGCAAGGUACAGCAAUACCUCAUCAAGUAUCUUAUUCACCAAGAGAAUCGCUUUCAGCAUCUGAGCAUAUCCACUCUCUGCAUAUUACAGAAAGAUGCAGAGUUUUCAUCAGCAUUCAACCAGUGCCAACUGAAGAAGCACCUUGACCAAGUCCGUCAACAAACUGCAGAAACACAGGAGCUUCUCAGUAUUGCUGUCAGACAUAUGGACACCUGAAGCCUUGUUCCACUCUAUGCGUUUUGCUCUAGGUGAUGUCGCUCUGGGUGACUAGCUUGUUGCCUCUGUAUAGGGAGCUGACUCAUAAUGUGGGUGUCUCAGCUUCACGCUAUGGCUGUGGGCAAAUCCACAGCAAGCACAUGCGCAAUAGGACUUUUAACUUCCAUAUGGGUGGAAAUUAGGGACCAGUUUACACAGUAAUGUAUUACUGCUCCAUUAUUCAACGCUUGAUGACUCACAGUAGGAUGUGUGGGUAGAUUCUACUAAAAAGCACUGUGCUUGAAGUUUUAUAAAAGGUCUGUUAGUGCUAUUUGAUGCAUGAUGGCUGAUUCAUACAAUGCAGCUCAUUAUUUGAUACAUGCAUGGGCCAUGCCUGGGGAUACUUUCACUAUCCUUAGAUGUACAGACUGUAGCAUUGCAUUGUCCUUGUUGAAGCAUUCAUGAACUGUGAAACCCUAUACUGGUAGACUUAUCAAUCUUGCUCUAGGUUC